Molecule: messenger RNA, 4074 nt
Organism: Dromiciops gliroides (monito del monte)
Lineage: Eukaryota; Metazoa; Chordata; Mammalia; Microbiotheria; Microbiotheriidae
Gene: MIB2
Product: MIB E3 ubiquitin protein ligase 2
Exons: 21
Coding region: 347-3232 (961 amino acids)
Biological process (GO): protein ubiquitination
Cellular component (GO): cytoplasm
Molecular function (GO): zinc ion binding; protein binding; ubiquitin-protein transferase activity
Source: RefSeq, a predicted model, not a curated record
AACCGAAGCUGCCCGUCGGGGCGGCGCUGACAGGCAGCGGCGGGCGGGCAGCGACCCCGCUGAUCCUGACCGACGGACGCAUUGACGGACGCACGGAGCGGCGGAGCCGCUCUGCGACGGAGCCUCGGAGCGAGCCCGGCGGGCGGGCCAACCGCCGAGCCGAGCCCGGCUCCGGGAAAAGCCCCUGCCCCGGGACAGACCACAGCAGGUGCUCCCCAUAGGACAGCUCAUUUGCUGACCUGCCUGGUGACCUGGGAAGCAGACUGAAGCCCUGGGGGCUGGCGGAUCCCAAGGAGGAGCUGCAGUGGAGAGUUAGGAACGCUGGUGAGCAGCUGUGCUGACCGCCAUGGACCUGGAUUGCUAUGCCAGCAUGCAGGUGGGGAUGCGUGUGGUGCGAGGGGUGGACUGGAAAUGGGGCAACCAAGACAAUGGCGAAGGGAACGUUGGCACUGUGGUGGAGAUCGGCCGGCAGGGCAGCCCUACAACGCCUGAUCGAACCGUGGUAGUCCAGUGGGAUCAGGGCACCAGGACUAAUUACCGGACUGGCUUCCAGGGCGCCUAUGACCUUCUCCUCUACGACAACGCACAGAUAGGUGUCCGUCACCCCAACAUCAUCUGCGACUGCUGUAAGAAGCACGGGCUGAGGGGGAUGCGUUGGAAAUGCAAGAUCUGCUUCGACUAUGACCUCUGCACCCAGUGCUAUAUGAACAACAAGCAUGACCUCUCUCACGCCUUCGAACGCUAUGAGACUGCACAUUCCCGCCCGGUCACAGUGAGUGCCCGCCACAACCUUCCUCGAGUCACCCUGAGGGGCAUCUUCCAAGGCGCCAAGGUCCUCCGGGGCCCAGACUGGGAAUGGGGCAAUCAGGAUGGGGGCGAGGGGAAGCCAGGCCGUGUGAUGGACAUCCGUGGAUGGGAUGUGGAGACAGGCCGCAGCGUGGCAAGCGUGACCUGGGCCGACGGCACCACCAACGUCUAUCGCGUGGGGCACAAGGGGAAGGUGGACCUCAAGUGUGUGGUGGAGGCGCCGGGAGGAUUCUAUUACAAAGAGCACCUCCCGAGGCUAGGCAAGCCUGCCGAGCUGCAGCGGAAGGCGAGCACCGAGAGCCCCCCCUUCCAGCACGGAGACAAGGUCAAGUGUCUGCUGGCCAUGGACAUUCUCCGGGAGAUGCAGGAGGGCCAUGGAGGCUGGAACCCCAAGAUGGCCGAGUUCAUUGGUCAGACAGGCACAGUCCACCGGAUCACUGACCGUGGUGACGUGCGAGUACAGUUCAAUAGUGACGCCCGCUGGACCUUCCACCCCGGCGCCCUGACCAAACAUAACACGUUUUGGGUCGGUGACGUGGUCCGGGUCAUCGGUGAUCUGGAAACAGUGAAGCGGCUGCAGGCCGGACACGGGGAGUGGACGGACGACAUGGCUCUGGCCCUGGGGCACAUUGGGAAAGUGAUGAAGGUUUUUGGGGAUGGAGACUUGAGGGUAUCUGUCGGAGGUCAGUCCUGGACUUUCAACCCCGCCUGCCUGACGGCGUACCACUCGGAGGCAGAUGCCAACCUGAAUGCUGCAGAGAGCGCCAAGGAGCCGAAGAGCUCCCUGGGCGCUGUCCUGGAGAAGCUGCUCGCCCAGAAGAGUGACCCUGAGCAACCGGGGCGGCUGGUGACCGAGGUGGCUCAUGGCAACGUCGCCAGGGUGCUGGAGCUGGUGAAGAGGCAUCCAGACAAGGUGGAUGUCAGGAACCAGGGCCGCACGGCCCUCCAGGUGGCCGCCCACCUCGGCCAGGUGGAGCUGGUACGGUUGCUCCUCCAGGCCCACGCGGGCACAGAUGUGCGGGACGAUGAGGGGGAUACCGCACUGCAUUAUGCGGCCUUUGGGAAUCAGGCCGAAGUGGCUCGGGUGCUGCUGAGCCGGGGAGCAAAUGCCAACUUGAUCAAUAAUGCCAAGUGCACUGCCCUGCAUGUGGCUGUCCGCAAGGGCUUCCGGGAGGUGGCACGUGUCCUGUGUGAGCAAGGCUGUGAUGUCAAUAUUCCUGACAUGUGUGGAGACACUCCCUUGCACUGUGCCAUCUCAGCAGAUGCCAAGGGCAUCAUCGAGAUCCUCACCGAGGUGCCCACCAUUGACUUCACCGCCUCCAAUUGCCAAGGCUUCAGCCUUCUCCACCAUGCGGCACUCAAAGGCAGCGCGCUAGCCGUCAGGAGAAUCUUGGCCCGGGCCCGGCAGCUAGUAGACACCAAAAAGGAUGAUGGCUUCACGGCCCUCCACCUCGCCGCCCUCAAUAACCACCGGGAGGUGGCCGAGAUCCUCAUCAAAGAGGGUCGCUGUGACGUGAACCUCCGCAACAAUCGCCACCAGCUGCCGCUGCACCUGGCAGUGACCCAGGCCCACGUGGCGCUGCUGCUCCUGCUUGUGAGCGCCGGCAGUGAUGUCAAUGCCGAGGACGAGGCUGGGGACACUGCCAUGCACAUCGCCCUGGAGAAACACCAGCUGCUGGCCCCCCCGGCUGAGGCCACCGGUGCGGGGGAAGGGGCCUCACUCUUCUCCAGGGUCUCCGGCUUCCUGGGCAGCACAGAGCUGACUGUGGGCAUUGCCAUUGCUUGCUUCCUGGCCCAAGAGGGUGCUGACGUGAACUAUGCCAACCACCGGGGCAAGAGCCCCUUGGAUGUGGUCACAGAUGGACGGGUGGCCCAGGCCAUUCGGGGCUUUGCUCAGAGAUUCAGGGAGCAGCAGGGCUCUCUGGGCAGCACAGGGAGGAGCUGUGGGCUUCGGAGGAUGCACAGCACACCCAACACCAUGACCAACCUGAGCGUGGGUGGGGCAGGCGGCGGCAGUGGUGGGCCAGGGGCCGGGCCCUCUGAGUGCCUCGUCUGCUCCGAACUGGCCCUGCUGGUGCUCUUCCUGCCCUGCCAGCACAGCAUCGUGUGUGAAGAGUGUUCCCGCAGGAUGAAGAAAUGCAUCCGCUGCCAAGUGACAAUCAACAAGAAGCUUCGACAAGACAGCAGCGAGGUGGAGAGCAGCCUGUCGGGGCUGGAGUGUGCAGGCCAGCGGCAGCUGAUGGAGGAGCUGCAGAGCCGCUACCGGCAGAUGGAGGAGCGCAUGACCUGCCCCAUCUGCAUUGACAGCCACAUCCGCCUGGUGUUCCAGUGCGGUCACGGCUCCUGCCUCGACUGCAGCUCAGCGCUCAGCGUCUGCCCCAUCUGCCGCCAGGCCAUCCGCGACCGCAUCCAGAUCUUUGUCUGAGCCUCACGAGGACACGGGCCUCUGCGGGAUCCAGAAGGCCAGGGCACCCCCCUCCUGAGGCGGGCAGCCUGCCCGAGAGAGGCCUUUGAUGCUCUGAUGUGUCCGUGGGCCCUUCUCUUGCUGCCCAAGGAGGCCUAAGCCAUGGGCAGGAAGGGGGCUGUGGGCCAAGCAUCCAGGGAUUUUGCACUUUAGGUGGUGGGGGAGGUGUGGGCUGGGUGGCACCUCCCCAGAACAGCAGCCUGGGGCACAGCCUCGUGGGCAGCUGAAGAGGGCACUGGGGUUACAUGCUGCCUGCGGCCCCUGCAGGCACCCAGCACCCCACCGUGCUGACAAAGACUCCUCCUACUGCUGGCUUUGGGCAGGCUAGGACCCGGCCUAGAGGUGGCCAGGGCUUGGGCCUCAAAGUCUGGUGCCCCUGCCGGGACGGGCUCCUGCUGGCAGCCUGGGGGCCCAGGUGGAUGGGGGGGGGCCUCUUCAUGGUCACCAUCUUCUCCAGUCUCUCACUGGCCAGUCCACCCCAUGGGGCUUCAGGGACUUCCCCCAUGGGAAGCCAAGCCGGCUGCUGUGUGUGCCCAGGGGACCCAGUGCUUCUCAUCCUCUGCCCGUGAGCUCUGUGUGUGGCGUGCGUGUUGUGAUUCCCCGCAUCCCCCAUCAGCUAUCUGAACCCCCCAGCCCAGGCACCAGCUGUGCCCUGUUCUACAAGAGCCAUCUUUCUAGUAUCUGCCUUUGCAACCCCCAAACACACACACACACACACUCUCUCUCUCUCUCUCUCUCUCUCUCUCUCUCACACUCACACACACACACAUACACACACACACACACACACACACACACACACA